AUGGUCCGCGCUGGCAAGGGUCAUGCGUUGGAUGAGAUCUACUUCUGCAUUCGAGCCCUGUCGGCAGCCCAUCCGUUUGAAACGGCUCGAGAUCGUUUGCAUGCUCGACUUGCAGCGAUGAAAAGAAAGUUACACCGGCGAGCUAUUUCCUAUGUGAUCAACACUGUCGGCUUAUUAAUUACAAAAAUCGGUAUGGAGUCAUUUCCGAGAAGAAUAUGUUGUUUGACCCUUCAAGUAGCUUCAGGAGAUGAGGACGUGUGCAGUGUUCAACAGCAGCAAGCAGUUCACGCUCUUGUCAGUGUGUUUGGAGUAUUUCUGCGUCCGAUAGAUCUGAGGCUCGCUGAAGUCAAUUCAUGGAUCAAAGGCUCCUCUGAAGUGCCACUGGUUGUGUCACGUGUACUGCCAGCUGUUUGUGUGCUUUGUGAGUGGUUCUCUUGUCCACAAGCGUCAGCCAUAUACCGAACGAUGCCAUCGGUCGAGCCAUUGCCGACGUCCAUAGUUGACAUUGAUACCUGGCAUCUACUGGCAAACAUCGCCAAUGUGCUGGCUCGAUUGCAGGAUGGUGGCGAAAUGGUGAAAAUAGAAAAUAACGCAGGCUCAGCCAAAACGUGCAUCCUGCCUGAGCUUGCAUAUUUGUCAUCGUUCUCGACCGUGUUUCCAUCGUUUCCUCGAAUACUUCGCUACACCGAUGCGAACAAUGAAACAGCGGACUCGCUGAUACCGGUUCAAAUACGUCUAGCGCAACUUCUGCUGGCCGCUGAGUAUUUAGACGGCUCUGAUCUGUCAUGUUUUUUCUUUUGCGAGAAAACGGGACGAUUCAAGCGAAGUGACCAUGUUGAAGGUGAUCUGAGAGAGCGUUCAAAAGCCAUACAUGCUCAACGAACUGAGGAGUCGCCAAGGGUUCCAACACCAUUGACAAGGGAAGAGUUGCUCGAACGAGAAAUGCGCAAGCACGAACAGUUGUUAGUGGUGAAACCAGUCUAUUUGGUUAUUGAUACGAACGCUUUCAUUGAUCAGUUGAGCGCUAUUCAGAAAAUUCUGCAGUGCGAACGUUUUCGAGUACUGAUUCCAACGACAGAAGUUCGCGAGUACAAGGACCGACCGAAGGUGCACGACAAGUCGACCGAAGGUGCACGACAAGCAGUGACGUGGUUACGUGAGCAGACCAGGCAGAAGAACGCACGUCUGUUCACCUUGACGAUGCGUGGACGCCGACUACCGAUCGCGGUGGUUCGAGAAGAAGCCGGUGACGAUGGUGAAGUGGUGAACGACGAUCGUAAUCCUGCGAUCAUGUGUGAAUUUCACGCAAUCAGAACCGGCACCUGA
Molecule: messenger RNA, 1326 nt
Organism: Ostertagia ostertagi
Lineage: Eukaryota; Metazoa; Nematoda; Chromadorea; Rhabditida; Trichostrongylidae
Source: the annotation of a GenBank genome assembly